This is a messenger RNA of Sinocyclocheilus grahami, 14216 nucleotides long. Its product is annotated as vacuolar protein sorting-associated protein 13D-like. Gene Ontology annotation, molecular function: protein binding. The coding region runs from base 568 to 12834 and encodes 4088 amino acids. Gene Ontology annotation, biological process: mitochondrion organization; protein targeting to vacuole; protein retention in Golgi apparatus. The transcript has 65 exons. The record is from RefSeq and is a predicted model, not a curated record. Lineage: Eukaryota; Metazoa; Chordata; Actinopteri; Cypriniformes; Cyprinidae.
GUUUCAUGAAUUCAGUUUGACAUGUUGGAAGUUGAGAGAUGAGAGCAGAGGACCCACGACUAACUGUGCCUACAGAUCAGGGCGUAUUUCACAAGAGACUCGGACCAAUGCAGAACUAGACUGCUGACUGUGACCGGUCACUCUGUCCAGUUGUUUGUCAUGUUUUAAAGUUGGCAGGCAGUUGUCGCGCAAUGCUAAAGGACGAGCGCACAUGCUAGCGCGGCCCCAGUGUCACUGCCUUUGAGUCACAGAGAGCUGUGCUGUUUUCGUUUGUGGUUGUCAGCUGCGGUGUGUUAUGUAAGGGUCUUUAAAAAGAAAGGAGAUAUUUUACUUUCUUUUUAGCCAGCAAGGACAUCUUCUCUUCGAAGAGCCGGACUUUGCUUGGCUUGGACAGUGGAGAUUUUAGCUUUAUUUGGACUGAAAUGAUCAUAGACUGCGGUUGACCGAGGAGCAGACGGUCUCAUAACAAUGACUUCAGAUGACUGGAGUGAACGCUAACUGUGAAGUUCAUCGCCUGCUAGGAUUUACAUUAACUGACUAAUCCCAGUGCACUCUUCCCUUCCUAUAAUGUUGGAGGGACUUGUUGCCUGGGUGCUCAACACAUAUCUGGGCAAAUAUGUGAGCAACCUUAACACUGACCAGCUCUCUAUUGCUCUUCUCAAAGGGGCAGUGGAGUUGGAGAACCUCCCACUAAGAAAAGAUGCUCUCCGAGGAUUUGAUCUGCCCUUUGAGGUUAAAGCAGGUGUCAUUGGGAAGAUCACCCUCCAGAUCCCUUUUUAUCGACCGCACAGUGACCCAUGGGUCAUCUGCAUGUCCCAGCUGAACCUGAUUAUCGGCCCUGCCCCCCCACAGGAAUAUGAUGAGGUGCGAGAAAGAGAAGCUGAGAGGGAGCAGAAGAAACAGCUGCUCAAGGCACUAGAGGACAAGUGGAAGAGUGAAUGUGAGCAGAAAGGAGAAUCUUACUGGUACUCUGUCACAGCGUCUGUUGUGACUAGAAUAGUUGAGAAUAUAGAGUUGAAAAUUCAAGGUGUCCACUUAAGAUUUGAAGAUGAUUUCUCCAACCCUGAGAAACCCUAUGCCUUUGGUGUUUGUAUCAAGAAUGUAUCUGCACAGAACUGCUCCAAAGAACCAGCUCAGAAGCUUAUUCGGCAGAAGGAGCUGGAAAUUGGUGAAUUCAGUGUGUACUGGGACACGGAGUGCAGCAUGCUUGGAGAUCUUCCCUCAACAGACGUACAGGAGAUGAUGAGUAAAUAUAUGCAGAGCCGUGAGCAUCAGUAUAUAUUUGAGCCAGUAUGUGCCUCUGUGCUGGUGAGGAGGAAUGCCUCUAAAGAGCCGCUACGAUCUCGUAACACGCCUCGCAUUGAGGGCCAAGUGCAACUGGAACCCCUCUCACUUCGUCUGUCACAGGUUCAGUAUCAACAGAUUAUGGCAUUCUUUAAAGAACUGGACCGACGAGAAAGGGAGAUGCUUUUUUGGAAGUGGAGACCAAAACAUCCCAUUUCUGGAAACUGUCGACAGUGGUGGAUGUUUGCCAUUAAUGCCAACCUGAAUGAGAUCAGAGAACAGCGGAGACAGGGAAGCUGGGACUUUGCUCUGCACAGGGCGCGUGAUGCCAAACUCUACACUAGCCUGUAUUUCCAGAGGCUUAAGGGAGUUACUUUGAGUCCACAGGAGGAGUGUGAGUUAGAGAGGAUUGAAGAUGAACAGACACUGGAGGAGUUGCAGAUUCUCCGGGACACUGUUUAUGUCUCCUUCCGCAAACAUGAGGAAAUUGCAGAGAGUCUACGAGAGCCUAUGAUAAAUGAGACCCCAGCCUCCUGUCCCUCAGGCUCUAUACCUAAAAGUGGGAGUUCUGGCAUGAUCCAGUAUCUGCAGUCUUGGUUCCCAGGCUGGGGUGGCUGGUAUGGAGGAAGUGAAAGAGGGCCAGAUGGACAACCAGUAUCAGAUGACCUUCUACCUGGCACUGCCCAGUGGGAAAUUCUUGCUGAGACAGAUGAUCUCUUUGAUCCUUUGGAGGAUUCACAAACACUGAAUACCUUUACAAGAAGGGAUCAUCUCUUUGCACGGUUGGACUUUAUCCUUGAGAAAGCAGCUGUCACCCUGUACCAUCAAGACAAAAUGAAACCUCUUUUGAAUGAGAGCGGGGUUAUUCAGCUAGAGUUUUCAGGUGUGAAGAUCGGAGUUGAGUCUCUUCCUCGCUCAGAGUCUUCAUUACUCACAGUGAAACUUGGUGGGCUGUUUCUCCGUGAUCUCACUACCCAGGGCUCCAUCUUUCCUGUUCUUGUUUCACCAAAACCGGACAAGGUGGCUGUUGCUAUCAGUCAGCCUUUUGGCCAGACUAACUGCACAGAAAUGAGCAAUCUAUCCUCUGAUAUGGAAUCAUCAGCACCACCUGUCUUUGAGAUGAUUUAUGAACGUAAUCCAAUAAGGAGCAAAUUUGAGAGGAGACUGGAGGUCAAUACCAGUCCUCUCAAUAUCAUUUAUAACCCUCAGGCUAUCAAGAAAGUGGCUGAGUUUUUCUACAAAGGAAGGGUCCACACUUCGGGAUUUGGAUAUCAGUCUGAGUUAGAGCUGAGAGUGGCUGAAGCAGCCAGGAGGCAAUACAACAAGCUGAAGAUGCAAACCAAGGCAGAAAUCAGACAAACCAUUGAUCAGCUGCUAGUUGGAGAGUUCAUUGAGAACAGUAAGCACUGGACUAUGAAAUUAGAUAUAUGUGCCCCUCAAGUCAUCUUCCCAGAUGAUUUUCAGUCUGAAGACCCCAUGCUAGUUGUUGUAGACCUUGGGCGAAUUCUUCUUACUAAUUCCCAAGAAGACCAUAAAACAAGUCCUAAGACCUCUCAGACAGAAGGAGAAAGUGAUGAAGAAUUCCAGACACCAUUAGCAACACCUCCUGGGACUCCACCUCCAGAGAAAGAGGUGGAUGUCAAAGGUCAAGAGAGGCCCUGUGAUAUUACCAGCCUUAAGUCAACAGAAGGUGCCCAAAUUGUCAGCAAAAACCUAUAUGAGAAGUACACCUUAUCUUUCAAUGACCUCCAGAUCAUGGUCGGUCACUAUAAAGACAAUUGGAAGCAUCUACAGGACAGUGAAGUGGGCCCCACUCAUGUGGUGGAGAAAUUCAAUGUCCUACUACAGCUAGAGCAAAGGCUACGAUACACAUCAGACCCUCAGUUUCCAGGGGCUGUUCUCUCUGGAACACUACCAGACCUUAAAGUGCACAUCAACCUGGAGAAGAUGACUGCCCUGAGAAGCUGCCUGGCUCGACUUGGUAAUUCAGGGGCAGAUGGAGGUGACGAACAUGGGGAGAACCUCAAAUCCCCUGACCCUCUUAUACUUCGUCAUGAGAAGAUAUUUCAGAGGGAAGAUAGUGAUUGGAAGCUCCAGAGUUCUGAUAAAAAUCUUACCAAGAGUGUGAUGACACUUGAGCAACAUACUCGAGAGGUGCUUGUGGAAUCUAGACUUCUGCUUGUAGAGUUUAACAUCAACUACAUGCAACUUGGCAUUGAAAGUGGAGGCCAGUAUAUUUCUGUUCUGAAAGUAUUUGGAACAAAGUCACAUUUUGUAAAGCGACCUUAUGAUGCUAUGGUUUCCCUCACAGUCCAUGGACUCUACCUUGUGGACACAUUGCAGACGUAUGGCUCUGAUUUUGAUCUUCUUGUUGCAUCACAUAAACACCUAAGUUUUGAUGUACCUACUGGAAGUCUGCGAGAGAGCCAGCCCACAUCACCUGUCUCACCAGACGGUAAAUCUCCAGAACUGCCAGGUCUGCGCAGGGACUCCUCGGAUCUUAAUUUUGACAAGGCAUCUCCACGGGGCUCUCCCCUGAGAGACCAGGAGGCACUCAUUAAGUUGGAAUACCAGUUUGUCAGCUCAGACUGUCCGUCUAUGAACUUGGACCGCUCUCUUCAGGUCACCUCCAUGCAGGUCAACAACCUGGAUAUCAUCCUUAACCCUGAAACCAUAGUAGAGCUUUUAAAAUUCCUUCAGCAGUCUUUCCCCAAAGAUGAAAACUCUCCAACACAACAGCUACCACCACUGCCUAAUGGAGAAGAGAAUGAGGAUACCUAUCAGUCCACUUAUGUCCAGAAUAAGGAGUUAACUGUUGAAAUUCACAGGUUAAACUUGCUGCUUUUGCGAACUGUUACCACCGGGACCGUUUUAGGAGGUGAGAAAAAAGGCAUGAAAAUUGCUACUGCCAGUGUAAAUGGCACAAAAGUCAAUGUUUCAAUGGGAAGUCGAUUGGAUGUCAAUGGUUCUUUAGGAUGCAUUCAGCUCGUAGACUUGACUCAGGAAGGUGGCAGAAGUCAGUUUGUGGUCAGUAUUGGAAGUGUAGAAGACAGCUCCUCUACAGAUGGUGUGGCAUUCUUUUCCAUUCCUGGCAUGGCUCCCUCUGAAGCUUUGAGUUUCCGAUUUAUGGAAAAAUCUCAGGGAGAAUGCUCCCUCCAACUUCAGAUGGCAUCUUUACACUAUAACCACUCAGCAAAGUUCCUGAAAGAACUCAGUUUAUCAGCAAAUGAAGUAGAAGACAACUUCCGGUCUAUGCUGAAAACUGCAGCUACAAAGGUCUCUACUGUAUUGGCAACAAAAACAGCAGAGUACAGUGGUAUGGUGUCUCUCUUUGAGAACCCAUACAGAAGAUCUAGGAGGCAGAGUCAGUGUAACUGGACACUUGACCCAUUUGAGGAAGACUAUUUCUGUGUCCCUGAAAAGGAACCAGGAUUGGAUUCUUUUAUGGUCAAGUUGACUCUAGAUGUCAGUAUAGAAUCCCCAGUUGUGUCUAUUCCUAGAAAACCUGGUCACCCUGAGUUGCUUGUAGGACAUUUAGGGAGCAUACGAAUUCAAAACUUUGUUACAGGGCAUGACUCAGAAGGGGAGAAACUGCAGGUUGAAGUGAAAGAUAUAAGACUCUAUUCAGUCAACACAAGCAACUUGAUUUUAAGAAAAGGAGCACAACUUAACAGCAGCACCACGUCUGGACCCUCACCUUCUCAUGGUGGCAACAUUAAUCUGAACGAGCCACAAUUUACACGACAUGACUUCUUUGAGUACUUGAGCCGAGGAAAAGCAUUUCAUAUUCUCAAAGAUGCCACCAUCCAGCUCACUGUUGAGAAAGUCCCUGUUGAUGAAAACUUACAUUUUACCUUCUCAAGUGAAGAACCUUACCAGAGCACUGGGUUAAUGAAAGUGGAUGGAAGAUUUGUUAAUGCCGUCCAGGUGUGUCUGUGUAAGCCUGUGUAUGAGCAGGUCCUUCAGACUCUCGAUAAUCUCUCUUUCAUCGAAGAUCAGAGAGUUACGCCCAGUCAGUCCCCCACACCACCACCUCCCACUCCUUCCUCCACUAAACUGCAUCGCUUCCCUGAUCUGCAAGGUGGACUCUUUGCUCGUGACCCUCCUUAUGUUGGCAUUUCUUACUCCUCAUUGUCUUCAUCCCUUUCAGCAACACUUCCACUGCAAAACAAGAGCCCCCCUCUCCAGCCUCCCUCUUUUACCCAAGUGAGGGCCAUCUUUCGGGUCUCAGAGCUGCAAGUGCAGUUGAGUGGAGACCUUAGCCAAGGAUGUCAAGGGUUGGUCAGUCUGCGCUUUCAAGACCUGGAGGGGGACUUCACCAAAGAUCAUCCCCAUUCAGUCUCCAUCCAACUAGCCCUUCACUCCUUGUUAAUGGAAGACCUGCUAGAGGAAAACCCUGAAUCAAAGUACAAACACCUUAUGGUGUCCAGAGGUGCACCAAAGCCCUCCACCUUCAGUCCAAAGGAAUAUUUGUCACAAUCUUGCCCAACAACGUCCAAUGUUCUGUGCGCAGAAAUGCCCCGUUCUCUUCCAGCACAAUUUGAAGAAGCACAGAAUGUUUUCCAAUUCUAUCAAAGGCACCCCAGUACACCAUCUGCAUCCAGUCGGAAGAGCAAGAAGGAUGCAGAGUGCCCCAGUACCCCUCCUCCAUCCCCAUCCCGCCAUACUCCGUCUCCACACCCACGGCCAGACUUUGAUGAUUCUUUGGUACAUAUCAACGUGCUAAUGGUUGAUAGGCGGCACCCAGAGUUUAAGACACGAUAUGGCAGUAUCGGCCGUAGUGUGGAUGUGGACUUCAACUGCCUUGAUAUUCUCAUCACACUGCAAACCUGGGUAAUGAUUCUAGACUUCUUUGGCAUUGGCUCUACUGCUAAUAACCAUGCUGUGAAAGUGCCUACCACCACACCUCAGCCUACACCUGAACACUCACUGGAAAAUAGUACCCUCAAUGAUCUGGGAGAUUUGUAUACAGAGAUUGAGGAAAGGGUCAAUACAAAGCUAGAUUUAAAGGUUCACUCUUUAUCACUGGUACUAAGGAAGAAAUCCAACGAGCUUGCUAAAGCUAGUGUCUCUAAACUAUUUACUCAUAUGGAAAUGAUUGAUGGAGAUCUGGCAUUGCAAGGAAGUCUGGGAAGUUUGUCAUUGAGUGAUUUGACAACCCACGGUGAUCUGUACAGAGAGAGAUUCACAACACAUGGUGGAGAGGCCCUUGUCUAUGACAUACACAAGUAUGGCGAACCUGACCCCUGUUUACAGCGAGAAUAUGAUAUGAAGGUGUCUCUUCAGAUGGCCUCAGUACAGUAUGUCCAUACCCAGCGCUUCCAGGCUGAGGUGGUGGCCUUCAUCCAGCACUUCACACAGCUACAGGAUGUCCUGGGCAGGCAGAGAGCAGCCAUUGAGGGUCAGGCUGUGCGUGAGCGCCCACAGCGAGCUCCGCGUGUGCUACUGGACAUUGAGGCAGGUGCUCCUGUCCUCUUGAUCCCAGAGAGCUCCCGCUCUAAACGCCUCAUAGUGGCCAACCUGGGCCAACUCCGAGUGCGUAACCGCUUCCUGCCUGCUGGCACUCGUGGCACCUUCUCUCUCAGAGAUAAGGAUCGCGUGAAGGAUGCCCAGUCUGCCUCGGAUGCUAGGAAGACUAUUGAUAAAAAGUCUUCAAGUUCCAGCACAAUGUCUGGAUUUACCCUGGGCAGACCCCAGCCUGGCCUCGAAUGCAUCCCAGAAGCAGAUGUGCCAUCGAGUCCAGAAGACCAUGUGUGUCUGCUGGACUGUAUAGCUCUGGACCUUCAGGAGAUGGACAUCUUUGCAGCAGAGCGGCUGCCCUGUGAACCAUGUGACAGUGAUGCAAAGCAUCUGGAAACAGACUUGAUCUUCCCAUCUUACGCAGUUCGUAGGAGUGGAGAGAGGCUGCUAAAGGAGCGCUGCUAUCUAAAGCUGAAAGUAGAGCGCAACCUUGACAAGGAACUAAGUCAUGCUGUCCCGGACAUGUCUAUCCACGGCAGCCUGUCUUCUGUCCACUGCUCCCUAGACCUGGAGAGGUAUCAGCUGAUCCGCGGACUCUUGGAGCACAACCUGGGAGAGCCUGUGGAGGAGUUCCUCAGACCUUACAAUCUCCAAGACCCCAGCACCUAUACCGUGUUAAGUGGUGAUGUGUACACAUCCCUGUCUCUUCUGGUGGACAUGAAGGACGUCAGUCUGGAGUUACUGGACAACCCUAAAUCUACAGGCCAUAACCACUCCUUGGCCAGGUUUGACUUUAUGAAAUCGAAGCUCCUGUUCGAGAGUUUCUCUAAUAGCUCCAAGUCUGUGAAUCUGGUGUCUCAUUCACUUCUGGCACAUGACACGCGAUUCACUGGGAGCAGUGGCCCCACAGAAGGGAAACGCAAUGUGUUUGAUUGCAUUCUGCAGCCGUCCAGGACCGGCGCUAACCGAGCCUCACUGCAGCUGGAGCUACAUUACAGAUCUACGCGGGACUCCUCAUGCUUCACGGUGGUUUUAAACAAUCUGCGAGUUUUCCUCAUUUUUGAUUGGCUACAGCUGGUGAGGGACUUUCUGCACAUGCCUGCAGAAAAAGGAGCAGCGCCUACCCACCAGCGCUGGCCUAGUGGCAGCAGUGACCAAGGCGGCACAGGAGCCGUCAUGCCCAGAACAGUCAAGAGUGGCGUGGUCACUAAACGAUCCACUGUGCCAGUCACUCAAGAUAAAUACCUGGAGGUCAAAAUCAAUGUGACAGGGACAGAGUUUGUGGUCGUUGAAGAUUCUUCAUGUUUGGACACCAAUGCUAUCAUUCUGAAAGGCACUACUGUACUCACCUACAAGCCUCGACUUCUGGACAGGCCUUUCUCUGGCAGCUUAGCAGGCAUUGAGGUAUUCUCCUGUCGACUUGGGAGUGAACAGGAAACAGCUUUGUCUAUCAUUGAUCCUGUCAAUAUACAAAUGGAGCUCUGUGGCAGCCCAACGUACCAGAGCAGUUCAGGACUCCUUGAUGCCUUCAACAUAGAGGACUUUCCACCUCUGUUGGAGAUCCAGUUUCCAGCUCUAGACAUCCGUCUUUCCUACAAUGAUGUGCUGCUUUUCCUGGCAAUAGCCAAGUCCAUUCCAACCACAGGAUCCACCGGCCCUUCGGACACUGCCACAGAAGCUGAGAUUUCAGCGUCCACUGCCAGCACAGACACUCCAUCCAAAUCAAAGGACAGCUUUAAGCAAAAGACAGAGGCUUUACUGGAGGGUCAGCUUAAACGGUUACAGGAUCUUGGGUUCAAAAGGGAAGACUGCAGACGGGCACUCAUUCACUGUAAAGGUCAGUUGGACCAAGCCGCCACAUGGCUGUUGGAGAACGCAGAGAGCAUGUCUGGCCGAAGCCGAACCGACUCAGACUCCAGCAGCCACUCGGCUCCUCCCCUAUCUGGAGUGGAAGUGAAGGCAGAGAGCGUGUGUAUCUGCUUUAUCGAUGACUGCCUGGACUGUGACGUCCCUCUGGCAGAGCUCACCUUCUCACGUCUUUAUGUUCUCCAGAGGAUUGGGUCUAUAAAGGAAGGCAAGGCUAGUUUCACUCUGUCUGGAGAUUAUUACAACAGAGAACUCUCAGGCUGGGAGCCAUUCAUCGAGCCUUGGCCAUGUUUCCUGGAUUGGCAGCGACAGGCGGCAGGCCGGCUCCAUCCUCCUCGCCUGAAGAUCGGAGUUCGAGCCAAGCAGAGGCUGGAUGUCAACAUCACCUCGGUCUUACUGGAGCAGUACAGCACCACCAAGACUUCGUGGUUAGCAGAUUACUGCAAGGAAGACGAGCAGUCGCCACAGUCCUCCGCCGCCUUGUCUUGGAUGGGAUCAUCAGUGGACCCCCCCUCCUUUGGCCAGAGUCUUCCUCUUGCCUACCUUAGAACUAGAAGCUCUACCAGCUUGACUUGUCUCGAGCAGCAGAUUCAUGCCCGAGCGGAUAUGAAGCUCUCCAAGAGGAGACAACCAUUUGUGCCCUAUGCCUUACGUAACCAUACUGGAUGCACUAUGUUGUUUGCUACUCUCACUACCACACCAACCAGAGUGGCGCUGUCUCACAGCAGUAGUGCUGACUCCAUAUCUGAUGUGCAUGGGCCUGGGACCGACGAUACGCACAACAUCAGCCAGUGGAGAGAGGUGCUGCCAGGGGAGGAGAUCCCAUUUGAGUUUGAGGCCCGGGAGAAACUGAGACACAGGUGUACAAAGCAGAUCUACCGCCAACCAGGUCACACCAUCUAUCUGCUGCCCACCCUGGUGCUGGCCAACCUUCUUCCCUGUGACCUUAACUACUACAUCAAAGGGACCUCAAUCAAGGGAACCAUGAAACCAGGCAAAGAGGCAGUGCUGCAUGCAGCAGACACGUCACAAAAUCUAGAAUUAGGUGUGCUCCUGGAGAACUUUCCUAUGUGUAAGGAGCUGCUCAUCCCUCCCGGUACACAAAACUAUGUCGUGCGCAUGCGGUUAUAUGAUGUCAACAAACGGCUGAUCUGUCUCACCAUACGGAUUGUUCUCAGAGCCCAUGGAGCAUUAAAAAUCCUCAUCUCUGCUUCCUAUUGGCUUGUCAACAAGACUGGGCUGCCUCUGAUCUUUCGCCAGGACAAUGGGAAAACGGAUGCCGCUGGGCAGUUUGAGGAGCAUGAGUUAGCCAGGAGUUUGAGCCCAUUGCUCUUUUGCUACACUGACAAAGAGCAACCCAAUAUGUGCACCAUGCGGAUCGGUAAAGGGAUCCACCCAGAUGGUGUUCCAGGAUGGUGCCAAGGUUUCUCUCUGGAUGGGGGGAGUGGAGUGAGAGCAGUUAAAGUCAUCCAGCAUGGUAACAGACCCGGACUCAUCUACAAUAUAGGAAUAAAUGUGAGAAAAGGGAAAGGACGUUAUCGUGACACACACAUUGUGACCUUUGCUCCACGAUACCUGCUUGACAAUCGAUCAUCUCACAAGUUAGCCUUUUCUCAGCGGGAAUUUGUCAGAGGAAAGGGUACUGCAAAUCCAGAGGGAUAUAUCUCCACCCUGCCAGGCUCUAGUGUUGUGUUCCACUGGCCCAGAAAUGACUACGAUCAGCUUCUCUGUGUCCGUCUCAUGGAUGUUCCCAACUACACCUGGUCUGGAGGUUUUGAGGUCAACAAGCCUAAAUCCUUCCACAUCAACAUGAGGGACACUUUGGGAAACUGCUUCUUCCUCCGAGCUGAGAUUGCUUUGAAAGGGGCAACAUAUCAAAUCUCAUUCAGUGACACUGACCAGCUGCCCCCACCCUUCCGUAUAGAUAACAUCUCUGAGGUGCCUAUCCAGUUCUGGCAACAUGGAGUGGCUGAUAUCAGGCUACACACAGAGGUAAAACCUGGGGCGGUUCUGGACUAUGCCUGCGACGAACCCAUUUUUCAACCCUACAUCACCCUCACUGUGAAGGGAGCUGGAUCCUCAGAGGUUACUGCUGACAUGAACUUCUUCAGAGAAUACAACAAGCUCUACUAUGAGAACUUCAUCUACAUUGCUGCAUCCUUCACAUUCUCAGAAGAUGCAGGAAAGAGGCCAGUGGGGAGGAAACGGGUGGUCAGCUGUGCUGAACUGGUGCUGGAUGUGGAGACAAAAACACAAAGAGUCAUCCUGAAGAAAAAGGAGCCUGGAAAGCGCUCCCAGCUUUGGCGGAUGACGGGAACAGGAAUGCUCUGUCAUGAGGGCUCAUCUCCUCCACAGAGCAAACCUUCUCAGCCUCGACCCCUCAGUUCAUCUUUAGUGCUUGACAUUGCUGGACUGGCUGCAGUGACAGACAACAGCUAUGAGCCUCUAAUGUUGAGACGGCCAGACUGCCGCCGCAGCACCACCCAGACAUGGCACUUUAGCUCUGGCAUGUUGACCUGUGGUUUACCCAGACUAGUCGUCCAGGUAAGAGGGGGAGUUUCUGGACUAUAUGAUGGUGCUGAGGUGGUACUGGGACCAGACUCUGGUGUUUUGGAACCGUUACCAGAGCAACAGUUCAUCAACCAGAAAAUGAGGCCUGGCUCAGGGGUUCUGUCUAUACAAGUCCUGCCUGAUGGGCCAACGCGAGUAUUGCAGAUCAGUGACUUCAACCAACGGCGCGUGAAUAGACCCUCUCCCAGCACAGAGGAAGACCAGAAUAAAGAGAGCGCUCAGAAGAAAGUUCCUGAGGAGGAACUUGAGGUGUUGGUGAACCUAGAGGAAGGAGUGGGCCUGUCACUGGUAAAUAAGCUUCCUGAAGAGCUCGUUUUUGCCACUCUGUCUGGCAUUGAUGUGCACUUCAUCCGUACCACUGCCAGCCAGGUGCUAGAACUUACAGUGAAAGACAUUCAGGUGGACAACCAGCUCCUGGGCACCACUCAUCCUGUUAUGCUGUGUGUGGCUCCAAGCUCCAGUGAAAGUUCUGCAGUGGACUCAGGCCCUGCUUUGCAGGUCAACUCUGUUAAAGUGCCCAGCAGUCUUAUGCUCACAGAUCUUUAUAAGCAUCUGAUGGUCACAGCCCGCCGCUAUACUGUCAUCAUUGAGGAGAAGCUCCUAAUGAAACUGCUCAUAUUCUUUGGCUACGGUCAGGCAGAGGGAGAGGUGGAGAAGCUGGAUGAGAACCUUUAUGAGAAAACCAAUGACGAUGCAGGAACUCCAAAGCGUUAUUAUUUUGAGAACUUGAAGAUCAGUCUUCCUCAGGUCAAGCUGAGUGUCUUCACCUCUCACAAGUUACCCCCUGACCUGAAGGCUUUGAAGGGAGCCCUUGGGUUCCCACUCAUUCGUUUUGAAGAUGCAAUCAUUAACAUGUACCCUUAUACUCGAGUCCAUCCCUAUGAGACGCAGGAGAUGAUCAUCAGUGACAUCCUCAAGCACUUCAAAGAGGAGCUUAUCAGCCAGGCAGCUCAGAUCCUGGGUUCAGUGGACUUCCUGGGUAAUCCCAUGGGCCUACUGAAUGACGUUACUGAGGGUAUGAAUGAACUUAUCAAGUACGGCAACGUUGGAGGGCUCAUCCGCAGUGUUACACAUGGUGUUUCCAACUCAGCUGCCAAGUUUGCAGGUACCUUAUCAGAUGGAUUGGGCAAGACAAUGGACAAUCGCCAUCAGACUGAACGAGAGUGCAUUCGCUAUCAUGGAGCAACCAGCGGAGAGCACCUUGUGGCGGGGAUUCAUGGUCUUGCUCAUGGCAUAAUUGGCGGUCUGACCAGUGUGAUAACAUCAACAGUGGAGGGGGUGAAGACUGAGGGAGGUGUCGGUGGAUUUUUCUCUGGUCUGGGGAAGGGACUGGUCGGCACAGUGACAAAACCUGUGGCAGGAGCCCUGGAUUUUGCCUCAGAAACAGCACAAACUGUCCGAGACAUGGCCAGCCUAAGCAACAGGUAUUUUCUUUUCUCAACUAUGUAUUCAGGUUAUUUUUUCUAUUAUGGAAGAGGAUGUGGAGUGGCCAUUCCAGGUCCAUCACACCAGAAACCUAUGGUCCAUGUGAAUAGUGAGAGCCUUGCCAUCAAGAUUUCACAAGAAAUCAAUUACGCCAAGAGCCUUUACUAUGAACAGCAGCUCAUGCUGCCUCCCAGUGAGAAUGAGGAUAGCUUAUUAUUAGACUCUUAACUACACUGACCUGCAGGGUAGAAGGUGUUUCUCGCUCAUUUUUCAACAGCUACUUCCUUUUUUCUGUUUCUGUGGAAAGACAGUAAUAAAUCAGCAGAGUGUGAUCACCCACUUAAGCCAGUGUACGGGACAUGCUCACAGCAUGUGGUUUGUUCAGUGAUGCAAACUAGUCUAGAGGGGCUGCUGUGAGCUCCAGCAGGCACAGAUUUAACUUGAACAUAUGCGAGUAUUUUAUGUUCCUUGCAAACCUUAGCAGUAUAAUUAAUUUUGUUUUACAAUUGGUAAAAUAACUGGUGUUUGUCGCUAGAUGUACACGGCUAUUCUGACACUGUGUAUAUAUUUGUGUAUAGAUCCUCUUAUGUACAUAGAUAGGCACAAACCAAUAGGACUAUAUCUGCCAUGUAUAUAUAAUGUUGAAAAUAAGAAUAUGUUAUGAAAUUAAUCUUGGGUUGCUGUACAAAACUGCCUUUAAAGAAAGUUAAUUUUGCUGAGUGAUCGGAGGUUGAUUGAAUGAUUGAAUUGCACUGAUACAAAUGUAGGAAACUUAAGCUGCUCUCUCCAUUCCCUGGUGAGCCAACAUUAACACAAACACAACACAGAGAAUGAGUGUUGUAAAUACUGUCAUUGCAUUUUUCACUUCUCCACAUGCAGUCCACCCACAAAACAUCUGUCUGACGUUUUUCUUCUACCAGUUUCUUAUAUUCUUGUCCUUUCUAUAUUCACUUUAAGGAAGGUAAUGAGAAAUUUGACGUGUUUACCCUUUAUUUAGUUUCUAAGAUCUUUUACAAGUUCAAGCUUAAGAUAUGAAACACUUUUAACAUAUUUCAACAUAUAAAAUAAUGGUGUUCUGUAGCACAUAAAAUAAUGGUUCUCUGCCUUUUUGUGCGUACAAUCAAAAUGAAGAUUUGUCAUCUGCUAUUUUCACAUCACAGAGACAAUAAUCUACUGUACUUAAUUUUCCCCCAUCUCAAACACUUAUUUUACUCACUGGUUUAAAUUGAACAAUAUCAAGUAAUUCAUUAAGUCUCACUGAAUGAAGCUAUUCAUUUUAAGUUGUUACAAGUUGCUACCAAAGAUCAGACACUAUUAAUGUUUUCUCUUUUAGAGAAGUAUCGUCCUCGCUUAUCUUAACUGUGUACAUAUACUAGUCUUUCAAAAUAAAAUGUAGAUUUUUAACUUCUGUGACCGUGCCUCUGAAAACACUGGUCAAUAUAAUUUAGGAUAAUAUGAACAGUACUCCUAAUGUGUUUUCUAAGUUGUCUAUUAUUUAAAUAUUAAUAUGUUGAAUACAACCCUACAAAGCUGGUUUCCUCUAUAACUGCACAAAUAUGCAAAGUAAAUAUAGUGUAUAUUUAUUUUGUUUUAAUAUGCAAAUGUGUAAA